Penicillium angulare is the source of this 348-nucleotide messenger RNA. RefSeq lists its product as uncharacterized. Bases 1 to 348 code for a protein of 115 amino acids. Lineage: Eukaryota; Fungi; Ascomycota; Eurotiomycetes; Eurotiales; Aspergillaceae. The transcript is spliced from 3 exons. The record is from RefSeq and is a predicted model, not a curated record.
AUGAUUAGCUCGAAGAUCGUGGCAACAGUUAUUGUAGCUGUUGGCUUUUCUUCUUCCACUUUGGCUUGCGUGAAUUUUAAAGGAAGAACAAACGGGCAAAUGACUGUAACCGAUGAUGUGACCGGUGAGGAAACCGAAACAUGCCAGGGCGGUACACUCCCUGGGGAUAAUGACCUUGACUGCAUCGAUGGGUUCUCCCUGAACUAUGAUUACUCGGAUAACCCAGAAGAAGGGGGCAUGCCAGUGACUUAUUGUAAUGAACACGCAUGCGGGUCUAUCACUAUUCCGUUUGAUGUUACCGGGGCGUAUGACUCCGAUUUUGACUAUGACUACGGCGAUGAUUGUUGA